This is a messenger RNA of Venturia canescens, 2181 nucleotides long. RefSeq names its product acyl-CoA Delta-9 desaturase-like. The transcript is spliced from 6 exons. Gene Ontology annotation, biological process: unsaturated fatty acid biosynthetic process. Gene Ontology annotation, molecular function: iron ion binding; stearoyl-CoA 9-desaturase activity. The record is from RefSeq and is a predicted model, not a curated record. The coding region runs from base 145 to 1155 and encodes 336 amino acids. Gene Ontology annotation, cellular component: endoplasmic reticulum membrane. NCBI's taxonomy places the organism in Eukaryota, Metazoa, Arthropoda, Insecta, Hymenoptera, Ichneumonidae.
CUUACGAACGGAACGAACGCGCGAAAUAUACGCGAAUCUAUCGCUUUAUCGGUAGGCUUUAAAAUCUCGGAAAUUGGAGCUGACACUUCGACACGAUCAAAGUGCAGUUUGUUCGCCGAAUAGCCGAGCGUAUAUCGAAUCGAAAUGUAUUCAUCAACCGUAACGCAAUUCGAGGAACCGCCGAAAAAGCGAAUUCCAGUAGAGGAAGACUCAUCAUCGGAGAAGAUCUCAUUGCAGGAUGAAUCCGGGGAGCAACCCCUUAUAUGGAGAAAUGUGAUUGGAAUUGGGAUUCUUCACGUUCUGGCUGUUUAUUCCUUCUACACUAGUUACCAAGACGCUAAAUUUUGGACGUGGAUAUUCAGCCCGAUUUAUGGAAUAAUGGCAGGUUUGGGAAUUACCGCAGGAGCACAUCGUCUCUGGGCACACAAAAGUUAUUCAGCGAAGCUUCCUCUAAGAAUAUUUCUCGCUUACCUCUACUGUAUGGCUGGCCAGACAUGCAUGUACAAAUGGAUCAGAGAUCACAGAACUCAUCACAGAUUCACCGAGACCGCAGCGGACCCUCAUGACGCCAACAGAGGUUUCUUUUUUUCUCACGUUGGCUGGCUGAUGAUGCGUCGCCAUCCAGCUGUCAAGAAAUACGGGCAAAAAGUCGACAUGAGCGACAUUGAGGCGGACCCGGUUCUUCGUUUCGCGGACAAAUACUACACACCCAUAAUGCUAUUUCUGUGCUUCGUGCUGCCAACGUUGUUGCCCGUUUAUCUGUGGGAUGAGUCCUGGUACAUCAGCAUUCACGCGGUGAUCAUCCGGUACGUGUGGCUGCUCAACGCAACCUUCCUCGUCAACAGUUUCGCCCACAUGUGGGGCAAUCGCCCGUACAACAGAAAAGUAAAACCCACGGAGAAUCCGACUGUCGCGUUCUUCACCCUUGGCGAGGGUUGGCACAACUAUCAUCACUCAUUCCCAUGGGACUACAAAGCAGCGGAGCUCGGAGCUUACGGGCUCAAUCCUACGACAGCUUUUAUCGAGGUCAUGGCCUUGCUGGGUCUUGCGUACAACCUCAGAACUCCGAGAAAGGAUACCAUCGCGAAUCUCAGUAUCACCAAAGGUGACGGAACAAACAGUCUCUGGGGACGUCGAUAUCACGGUCGUCAUUAAUCGAUAAGGCGUUUCUCCCUCCUAACCCAUCAUUUUUUCCUUUUUCCUCCAAACUCAACCCUCUCCCAGCACACCAAUAAUGAGAGAAAAAAACAAUCCCUCUUAAAGGAUCGAUAAAUACACAUAUUUUUAUGUUCAAGUUUACCUCGUCUUUAAAGCUCGAUUGCAAAUAUCCGCGUUAAGAAUACUUCCAAUUUAUUUAAUAUUGUUUUAACGACACGUUGCUCAAUUCGAUUGUCCGCAUGAAUCACGCACAAACUAUUCAUAAUAUAUAGAUUUAUUCCGUAUUCAAGUAUCGAUAAGCAUUAGAUAAAAUUUGCAAUGUUUUUGACCAUCAUUUAUUUUUCGUAACUGAUUCACGCACUUGCAAAAAAUUUGCUAACCUUCCAAUGACAACUACGACACUCGCGUCGAAUGACGGAGCUUUGGUGAAUGGCUUUAAGUAAAAUAGAGAAAAAAUGUUUAACCACGAUCCACGAGAACGAAAGCAAGAUUUCUAAAAUUCGUCAUAUACUACUUCAUGCUUUUCCUCGUGGAACGCAACUUUGAAUUUAGCUGUUUGAAGCAAGACAAUUUGGUGUAUUUUUUUUUUGUUUUUUUUUUCCCGUGCUCGAUUUCGCUGUUUAAUUUUGCAACCCGUUCGUCCUGAUAAUCGAAGGUUGAAUCUUUCAUGAGGGACGAAAGCAUACGAAACUCAAAGUGAAAGGGAAAUUCUCCCGUUAGAACAUACACGUUCGACUCUCUGUAUAGAACUUUGUAUUAUUUCAAUAUUUUUCUCAAACUUAUAGGUUAAAAAAAAGGACAAUCUUUAAUUUGAAAGUAAAUUCAAGUAUAUUUUUUACCCUACAAGUACAUAAUGUAUAAAAAUAUCAGUGAAUAUCGACAGUAUACAGAUUAUGACAUGAUGGAUUUUAAUAAUAAUUCUUGUACAGUCAAAAAUUACGAAAGACUUUCGUAAUUAUACAAUGUUUUGUACAGGGCAAUGUAAUUUUGUACAUAUGGUUAUUUAAAAUAAAUAUUACUUGA